CAACUGAAGAUGUCAUCCUAUCUGGCUCAGGAGCUUCACCUUGCUCGAAGACAUGCAGAGAUACUGUCUCAGAGAUCAGAGCUGCUACAGCAGAUGGAGACUUAUCUAGGAGACAAAAAGACUAAAAAGACAUGGCAAACUCAAGCAGCUGAUGCAGCUCAUAAAAGGAAUGCAGCACUUUUAAAUGAUCUAGAAGCAGCAGAAAAAAAGCUGCAAGAAAGAGAAUAUUUACUUCCACAUCCCGAUACUGUUAAGUUAGAAACUCUCUAUUGGGCAUCAAUAAAAGAAUCUCUUCCCAAGUGGAAACAGUUUCUUUUAGGAAGAGCAGAAGUUCCUAUUGGCUUUAAGAAAAUGAAAGCUACAAAGCAGAACAUAAACUACCCAGAAGAAGGUUCACAAAAAUAAACAUCCUAGUUUCAUUUUGUUUUGUAAUUUAUGGCUUGAACAGAGAUAUCCAGAUCUGGCAACAGAAGAUCAAACCAUUAAAUUGAAGUGUAAAUAAUUUAUAUGAAAAUUAACUGUAUUGGAUAAUUUCCUUCCAUUGUCGCAUUGUGUACAGUUCCUUAUUUUUAUUUUGUAUUAGAGAAGGACUCCUCAAACAGGCUUUGAGAACCAAGAGUGAGAAACUCUGGUGUACAGAUUUCCACCGAGGCAAUUGAUUUUUCAGUAUGAGAAGAGUUUUAGGUUAUUUUUAAUCCUCUGCUUUUGCAUACAAGUGCGAUAAGUAAAGACAGAUUCUUGCAUUA
Messenger RNA from Acanthisitta chloris (rifleman), 746 nucleotides. RefSeq names its product chromosome unknown open reading frame, human C3orf14 (gene CEP15). The transcript has 4 exons. Bases 10 to 405 code for a protein of 131 amino acids. The record is from RefSeq and is a predicted model, not a curated record. Lineage: Eukaryota; Metazoa; Chordata; Aves; Passeriformes; Acanthisittidae.